This is a messenger RNA of Podarcis muralis (Common wall lizard), 3314 nucleotides long. Lineage: Eukaryota; Metazoa; Chordata; Lepidosauria; Squamata; Lacertidae. The record is from RefSeq and is a predicted model, not a curated record.
UUCCAUCUCUUUCUGUUUCCCCAGCGAUGACAAUGCAGUUUAUCAGCCACCGGUUCCCCGACUACCAUGAUCCCACCAUAGAGGAUGCUUAUAAAACACAAGUACGUAUAGAUGAUGAACCUGCUUAUUUGGACAUUCUGGACACUGCUGGACAAGCAGAAUUCACGGCCAUGAGAGACCAAUAUAUGCGAGGUGGAGAGGGCUUCGUUAUUUGCUAUUCCAUCACGGACCGACAGUCCUUUCAAGAAGCUGCAGAAUUCAAGGAGCUCAUUUAUCGUGUCCGGCAUACCUAUGACAUCCCCGUGGUGCUGGUGGGGAACAAAAUUGAUCUCAAGGAGUUUCGGCAGGUCUCCCGAGAGGAAGGUGUCAACUUGGCCAGACAGUAUGCCUGCCCUUUCUUUGAGACCUCUGCUGCCUUGCAUUUCUACAUCGACGAUGUUUUUCACAAGCUGGUGAGAGAAAUCCGAAAGAGGGAGAAGUCUCUGCCUCCGGCAGAUGGGAAGCUGAAGAACAAGGACAGUCUGUGGCAGAAACUGAAAGGAUCUUUGAAGAAGAAGAAGGAAAUCCCUUCUUGAUGGUGAUCCCCAUGCAGUUAGCUGCUGUUUUUUGGGAACUGCACAGAACAAUUCCAGAAGGCAUCAUCUUAUGCAGUCUUAUUUUUUCAGGGUCCCUUUUAUGCAGCACAAGCCUUCUAACUUUGGAUAAGAUUCUGUGCAAAGUUGGAUACAACCCCUCCUAGUGUGUUAGUAAAGAGAAGGUUGUUUUGCAUUUAAUAUGUUUAGUGGAAAGAAAAAUGCACUGUGAAUGUCUCUUAUUUCAUGGACAGCCAUGUUCGGGUAUCUUAUUUAUUUAUUUCUGAAGAUUAAUGGUCAACUAAGUCAUACACAAAGUUAGACCCAUUGAAAUCAAUAGAAUGUAAUUCCUUCAGUCCAUUUAUUAUUAUUAUUAUUAUUAUUAUUAUUAUUAUUAUUAUUAUUAUUAUUCAAGGAGGUCUACUCUGAGCAUGGCUAAGGUUGGACGUCAGCCACAAUUCAUAUCCCACUCUUCAUCAUAAAUCGACCUCCGUGUUGGUCACAACAUACACCUACAUAAAAGCAAACCAAUGAUACAUUCACAAGACAACUACUUUUACUAUAAAAUCCAGUGUAUGGAGCUACUCCAUCUAUCGUUUGUCUUCACUGCAAUGGCCAAUGCUGUUAACUCAAAAGACCUGGCGGAAAUGAAAUGCAUUCGCCUGGCACUAGAAACCAACUAACCUUAGCACCAGCUGAACAAUGGGGGAAAGACUAAUCCAAGCCAAGGUGUCACCAUCAAGCUGGUCCUCUCAUAAAUUCCAGCAGCCCAGGAUUGGCUUGGUGGUGGCAUAUAACCAACAAGGUCUCCUGGCAGAACUCAAAACACUGUGCUGAAGGCAUAUUAUAAGUACUUACAAGGGCUGUUAUGAAGUGUUGACUGUCUGUCAUCAGGAACCCAGUCAGCAUAACCUUAUGUCACCAGCAGUUAUGUUUACUUUAGGGUCCUAUAUUUAUUUUUGAUUGCAUGCCACUUGAGGGCCCCAGCCUUGGCUUCUACCAUAGAUCAGCCAGUUCUUAUUCCAUUCUUUCAUACUCGCCUGCUUCUCUAGGUACUGUGGUUCUUGAUUUAUAGCCACCCAGCUUCCAAAUAAUCCAUAACACUUAACCUUACCUAAUUGGCCAAAGCACACAAAGGUCUUGGUUGGAGCUUCUGCCAUAAGUCAUAACCCAACUGGGGAACACUUCAGACUGCUGAUCCUAAUUAGCCAGGAUGCCUCCACCAAGGGAUGAAAGCAGGGAAGCCUUUAUAGACCUGCCGAGGCAAAGAUGGCAAAAAUUAGCAGUCUUUUCCUCACCAGCAUCCGAUCUCAGACAGACAUGGAUAGUUCUGCUACAGCUCCAAAGAGAUGACUCACUUUGUGGUCAGUCACCCUGGGAUCUGGAUAUUUGGCCACAACAUGCAUAUAUACAAUCAGCUGUAUAUUUUUUUCCAGUGGUGUCCUGUACAAACAUUUAAUAUAUGAGCUAGUUCACUCUUUUCCCUAACCCUGGCAGAUUCGAUUCUUAUCUCACUAUGAAAUCAUUAUCUCAGCGGGUGGUCAUAAAACAGGAUGGGAUAUAUGCCCAAUUAAGGCAUGCCUUUAAAUCUAGCCAGGAUCUUUAUAUUGCCCCCAUUAUCAUUGUGCCAGGGCACUUGGAAGGCUUGUUAAUCUCAUUCUCAGGAGCCUAACCCAAGAAAUGAUGAGGCAUAUAUCACCAGAGCAUCCUUUGCCAACAUGGCAUCUCACAUAGGUUGGGGCCAUCAGCCCCUGCUAGCACAGCCGAGCUGGUCCAGAUUGAUGAGAUUUGUAGUCCAAAAACAUAUUGAGGACACCAGUUUGACAAAGGAUGCACUAGAGCAGCACAAUGCUAGGAACAUGGGUUUUUUUUAAAAAAAAACUUGCUGUAUGUAAGGAUUUCUUUGUGCUUUUAGAGAGAUGUUAUGAUGGUGAUUCUUGCUCUUUCUUUCCUACACAAUACGAACAUAAUAUAGAAAGUAGAGCUGUGCAUGGCUCCCCCAUUCAAUUUGGGGUCCUAUCCAAUGCUUCAGAGUGCCCCAAUCCAGGAUGAGUGUCAAACCUUUUUUAGAGCUAGGAAUGGUCAGGUGCCUGGGAUUUUUCCAGUGCUGUGAAACCCAUUCUGGGGAUCUGGACCAAAAAGCAGUAUAGAAAUAAUUGGAUGAUCCAAACCAAAUCAAUGACUUUGCUUAAUUAGGGUUCAGAGGCCUAAUUAAGCACAUGUUCAGGAGCAGGGAGAAUGAGACUCAUCCAGAGGGCAUGUGCUACCCAACUCCUCUCCCCUUUUCACAGUCCCAGAUCACUCUGCGUGGACCUGAUCUAACCUAGGGCAGACUGAACCCGCUCCACCCAAAUCCUGGGUGAACCCAAAACAGCCCAGUUUGGUUCAGGAUCUGGGAUAGGGCUGGAGCCACUGUAUGACUCCAUUCAGUAGGUAGGUAGGUAGGUAGGUAGGUAGGUAGGUAGAAUUUCGUUUGUUGUGCUUUGUGAAAUAAAAUUAUGGAAGCAUGCACAAGAACAUACCAAAUCAUCAGAUAUUUGAAAACUAAAUAUAGGAAUAAAAGAGAUGUAAAUUAGGGAAGGGACAAGUUUGCAUUCUUGAAAUUGAGACUUGCUGCUGCUCCCCACCCCUGGUUUUCGUUUUCGCUUCGUCAUAGAUGGUUUUGUCACUUGCUAUGUUUAAUAUUUUAUCUAAAAGAAACCAGGAUGAAUGGUGCAUGCCAUAAUAAAUGUGGGAAAAGAA